AUGACCGAUUCACAGUUUAACACCCCGAAAAAGUUCCUGAACGAGUACUACGGCUCACUUUGUUCCUCCUACCAGAGCAUCAUUCCGUUCUACGACCCUGCAUCGCAAAUAAGCAUAUCACACGAGGACAAUGUUGCAGCGUUGUCCAACACGAAUAUCAUGGAAAGAAUGCUCGGUCUUCAUCAUAAGAAGAAGGUUAUAAAGGUGCUUGUAUCAUGUUUUGAGUAUCAUAUGCUCUCAGCACACGACUUUCUUAUGUGUGUGCUGGGGCAGUUCGUUUACCAUGACAACUCGACCGUGAGAUUCAGUCACACGUUUAUUGUGGACUGUUCUAACAUGUUUGUCAUAAAAAAUGAGAUUUUGAAAGUGCUGGAUGAGGAGAUCAUCUACAAGGCCAUCGACUUUAAAGAGAAGGUGAACAAUGCUAGCAAUACUAUACGAAUUGUAAGGGGACAGGAUAAGAAUAGAAGCAAGCUGGUGGUAGAUUUUGCGAAAUAUGGUAAAUUGAUGGCAGUAGAAGUAGAAAAAAAUGAUAUUUUGAUUGAGUACGAGGAUGAGGAAAUGGUGAAGAACCUGGUGAACGAUGUAUCAUUUAUUAAAAGCAAAGGAUACAAAGUAGAGUUUAAUUAA
Molecule: messenger RNA, 630 nt
Organism: Vavraia culicis subsp. floridensis
Lineage: Eukaryota; Fungi; Microsporidia; Pleistophoridae
Exons: 1
Coding region: 1-630 (209 amino acids)
Source: RefSeq, a predicted model, not a curated record